AUGUCUUCCGCCAACAACCACCAAGAUACACAGGAAGAAAUACCUGACCACUUGCGGCUGGCAGCCCACUGGGCCAGCACCUCUAUUGAAACCGCGCAAUCCUCGCUUCUCUCCACAAUCGAGGACCGCAUCCAAACCACUACCGACCGCACCAAUCACCAACAAACCGUGCUAAAAUCCAUCGAAUCGCAAUACAAAGCGUACCAACAACUGCAACAAUCCGAAACACAAGCAUUAGCCAAGGACCUAGAAACAUCCUUCGAGCAGAUUGACCGCUUGGGUGCUUUGGUAGACGCUGUGGAGAAAAAUCUGGACCAGCUGGAGGUGGCCCUGGGGAAUGCCGAGAGUGCUGUGGGGUUGACUUUGGGUGGGAGGUUGGAGCAGCUCGCGACAAGGUUUUUCGGCACUGGCGGUGGUGCUACUGCAGGUGCUGCUGAGUCGAAUGCGGGCGUGCCGUAUUUAAGGCAGUGGGCGCCCAAAGAGCAGGGCAUUCCCAAGAUCAUCAGUACAACCGAGUAUCUCUCAAACAAGUGA
Molecule: messenger RNA, 534 nt
Organism: Kickxella alabastrina
Lineage: Eukaryota; Fungi; Kickxellomycota; Kickxellomycetes; Kickxellales; Kickxellaceae
Exons: 1
Coding region: 1-534 (177 amino acids)
Source: RefSeq, a predicted model, not a curated record